Messenger RNA from Aedes albopictus (Asian tiger mosquito), 2774 nucleotides. RefSeq names its product jerky protein homolog-like. Gene Ontology annotation, molecular function: DNA binding. Lineage: Eukaryota; Metazoa; Arthropoda; Insecta; Diptera; Culicidae. Gene Ontology annotation, cellular component: nucleus. Bases 1108 to 2757 code for a protein of 549 amino acids. The record is from RefSeq and is a predicted model, not a curated record. The transcript has 2 exons.
AUAAUAAUUCCCAGUAUUAUACCCGUCCGACGCACGUAGUUAGGCAACAUGAAUGCACCCAGAGCUAAUACCGCACUGUAACGGUUUCGGUUUAACAUAUGUUUCAUUAUCCUUUCAUUUCCACCGGCUCUCACCGGUCGGUGCGGUGUCAUCGAAAGGUCCCCUUCCAACGUUGUUACAGAUAUGUUCUACCAGGCUCACCAGCUAGCAACGCAGCGAACAACUUCCACCAGGUCGCCGCAGUAAGUAAUCAUCAUUUUGGAUGGAUUCCACUGCAGGCAGCAGCUCAGGUCCACACAGCAUUACCGGUGCUGUCGUGUAAGCUGUAUAAUUAAGCAUCAGCAGCAUCCUACUGAACCUAGCAGAACGAAGAGCACGGGGCGUAUUCCUCAUCAGGGAAUAAACAUUUCGACCUAGCUUUUUCAAUCAAAUGUGCUAAUGGCGUUUCUCACUAGUCGCUACAUCAUCCAUAUUAGGAGUAUUAUAAACUAAGCCCUAGUAGUACACAUUUCAUCCAUUUCAGCAUUUUGUAGUACGCAGUGAAAACAGCACUAGUGCGGCAUUAAUUAAAUUAGAAGCAUAAACUAGGAAGCGCGCGACAACGAAAAACGAACACGCGUGUCCCAGACUGUCAAAUGAAAAUAAAACUUGCAACUCUUCCCGCUCGUUUGCCGGUUCGGAGCGAAACGGUCACAUGCGCCCCAGCUGCUCGUUCAGUCUUCCUGUGUGCACCUUCUCUCUCUCUCUCUCACGAAACCCGCGUGCUUUGUCAGAGGGGCUUCGUCUCUCAUAGCACGCUCCGACGCAUACUCACACAACGCGCGUGUAUGACGAGAUUUCGUAGAACACAGAACCCGCCCAAAGGCUACACCACUACAAACCCCGUGCUAUACGAACGGUUGGUUGUUGGUGGUACUUUUUCGUUUCGUUUCUCUACGGCCGGGCGAGUCGAAGUCGAGUACAGCUCUACUUGAACGACACAGACGAUCGAUAGAUGCGAUGAACGCGGUUCGCAGUCGGUGUAUGACAAAGUCUGUGCAGUGUGAAAAUAGGCAAAUAAAUUAGUGUGAUUUUCUUCAACGGCACGCGGAAAUCAACGGCCACAGAAUGGAGAUGAUGGAAGUCCCGGUGGAUCCUCAGCGAUUCAAGAUGCGCCAGCGCCGGUCCUUCUCGUUGGCGGAGAAAAUGAAAAUUCUGGACCGUUUGGGCCAAGGCCAGAGCGCUACGAAGAUUGCUCGCGAUUACAAUGUCAACGAAUCAACAAUUCGACACAUGCGUAAACAGGAAGCCACAAUUCGUUUGGCGGCACAGUCAAUGACGUCAAAGGUGGCAUUGGGCUCCAAACGAAACCGAAAUCUGCAAAUGUCCAAGAUGGAAGCCUGUCUUACCACAUGGUUGGAUGAUCUCCGCGCCAAACGGCUACCCGUGUGGCACCACAAAAUCAAAUCCAAGGCGUUGCAACUCUACGACCUCCUCGGCAAACACGAAGUGUACGAACAUAUAGGGUUCGCGGCUAGUACUGGAUGGUUCGAGAGGUUCAAAAAGAAAUAUGAUCUCUUCGAACUGAGGCCAUACGAAGAUCGUCCUCCACCGACCGAAAUUGAGUUCAAAACUACCAUGCAGAGUGCGAUCCAAGAAGGGCACAUCUCUCUUGGCCAGAUAUUCACUGUAGAGACCAGCUCCUUCCACUGGAAGUGUCUUCCUGGUGUCGAAAGUGAAGAAAAAGCAACGGUGUUGUUCUGUUGUGACGCUUCCGGGAACUUUGUCACCCUACCUAAACUUUACGGCCCCAAAGCCUCCAAGGAAUCAACUGCUGAUUCAGUGUUCGUAAAAUGCGACAUACCGGAAUCAAUCACAAGUCAAGAUGUUCGUGACUGGUUUUACAAAAUAUUUGUACCAAAGGCUGAAAGCUACCUCAAAAAGUCUAACCAUCCUGACCGAGCAAUUGUAUUGCUAGCCAAUGACCAGAAUCAUCCAACCGAUUUGGAGCAUUAUUCAUUUGAUGUCGCCACGAUUCCUCCAGGAUGCAACCCCACCUGUUUACCUACCGCUCAAGGCAUUCUAGUUCAUUUCAACGCAGUCUAUUUGAAACAGCUGAGCUUGAAAAUGAAGCAAGCCGUUCAAUUUGGAGAAACAUUUCAGGAUGCUUGGAGUGAAUUCUCUUUCGAGGAAACAACGGAAGUUCUAAAAUCCACCAUCGCGAACCUUGACAAAAGAGCGAUCACAAAUGGCUGGUCCUAUUUGCUCGAUACACCGCACGAAGACUUUUCCAAUGACGCAAUUCUUCAAGACACAGUUGCAAUCCUUCACUCUAUUGGUUUGGCAAGCGUUACAGUGGAAGCGCUGAAAGCUCAAAUCACUCCUCGAGAGCUCACUAACGAGGAGGUCGUGCAAAUUUUCUUCAAGCACCAGAAAGAGUUAGAGGGCAUGAAUCAAAUGCAUUUCGUGUCGGAACCCAGCGAAGCUGCGUGCUCCUCCCCCAAAGAAAUGGAUCCCGUUGAAAAAAGAAUGCUUGUCUCUGAAAUAAACCACCACCUGGCGGCGCUAGUUUCGGCUAGGAAAUUUUUCGAUCACAAGGACAAGAACAAGGUACGAGCGGAGGCCAUCGCCAAGCGGCUGAAGCAGGUGGGCAUCUGGAUACGUGAGAUGAGAAACGAAAUCUAUCCUACUGAUCCUAUGGAUGGAAUCCCGUUGGACGUUAAGGUUGAACCGUUUGAAAUCGAGCUGGAGGUAGAAUCGUUAGACAGUGACGAAUAAAGAGUUCAUAAGUGAAA